Messenger RNA from Pelobates cultripes (western spadefoot toad), 17799 nucleotides. The record is from the annotation of a GenBank genome assembly. NCBI's taxonomy places the organism in Eukaryota, Metazoa, Chordata, Amphibia, Anura, Pelobatidae.
GUUUGAAUCAUUCUGACUUGGAGAGAGGAGAGAGGAGAGAGGUCUGUCUGCUUUAAUAAUAUCAUACAGUAUAUAAUAAUAUAAUGUCAUACAAUAUCUAAUAUAAUACAGUAUAUAAUAUCAUACAGUAUCUAAUAAUAUAAUAUCAUACAGUAUAUAAUAAUAUAAUAUCAUACAGUAUCUAAUAAUAUAAUAUCAUACAGUAUCUAAUAAUAUAAUGUCAUACAAUAUCUAAUAAUACAAUAUCAUACAGUAUCUAAUAAUAUAAUAUCAUACAGUAUAUAAUAAUAAUAUAAUAUAUCAUACAGUAUCUAAUAAUAUAAUAUAAUACAGUAUAUAAUAAUAUAUCACACACAGUGCUGUCUGCUUUAAUAAUAUCAUACAAUAUCAUACAGUAUCUAAUAAUAUAAUAUCAUACAAUAUCUAAUAUAAUACAGUAUAUAAUAAUAUAUCACACACAGUGCUGUCUGCUUUAAUAAUAUCAUACAAUAUCAUACAGUAUCUAAUAAUAUAAUAUCAUACAGUAUCUAAUAAUAUAAUAUCAUACAGUAUAUAAUAAUAAUAUAAUAUAUCAUACAGUAUCUAAUAAUAUAAUAUAAUACAGUAUAUAAUAAUAUAUCACACACAGUGCUGUCUGCUUUAAUAAUAUCAUACAAUAUCAUACAGUAUCUAAUAAUAUAAUAUCAUACAGUAUAUAAUAAUAAUAUAAUAUAAUACAGUAUAUAAUAAUAUAAUAUAAUAUCGUACAGUAUAUAAUAUAAUAUCGUACAGUAUAUAAUAAUAUAAUAUCGUACAGUAUAUAAUAAUAUAAUAUCAUACAGUAUCUAAUAAUAUCAUAUCAUACAGUAUAUAAUAAUAAUAUAAUAUAAUACAGUAUAUAAUAAUAUAAUAUAAUAUCGUACAGUAUAUAAUAAUAUAAUAUCAUACAGUAUCUAAUAAUAUCAUAUCAUACAGUAUAUAAUAAUAUAAUAUAAUAUCAUACAGUAUCUAAUAAUAUAAUAUCAUACAGUAUAUAAUAAUAAUAUAAUAUCAUAUCAUACAGUAUAUAAUAAUAAUAUAAUAUAAUACAGUAUAUAAUAAUAUAAUAUAAUAUCGUACAGUAUAUAAUAAUAUAUCAUACAGUAUCUAAUAAUAUCAUAUCAUACAGUAUAUAAUAAUAUAAUAUAAUAUCAUACAGUAUCUAAUAAUAUAAUAUCAUACAGUAUAUAAUAAUAAUAUAAUAUCAUAUCAUACAGUAUAUAAUAAUAAUAUAAUAUAAUACAGUAUAUAAUAAUAUAAUAUCAUACAGUAUAUAAUAAUAUAUCAUACAGUAUCUAAUAUCAUAUCAUACAGUAUAUAAUAAUAUAAUAUAAUAUCAUACAGUAUAUAAUAAUAAUAUAAUAUCAUAUCAUACAGUAUAUAAUAAUAAUAUAAUAUAAUACAGUAUAUAAUAAUAUAAUAUAAUAUCGUACAGUAUAUAAUAUAUCAUACAGUAUAUAAUAAUAAUAUAAUACCAUACAGUAUAUAAUAAUAUAAUAUCAUACAGUAUAUAAUAAUAAUAUAAUAUAUCAUACAGUAUAUAAUAAUAUAUCAUACAGUAUAUAAUAAUAUCAUACAGUAUAUAAUAUAAUAUAAUACAGUAUAUAAUAAUAUAAUAUAAUAUCGUACAGUAUAUAAUAAUAUAAUAUCAUACAGUAUAUAAUAAUAUAAUAUCAUACAGUAUAUAAUAAUAAUAUAAUAUCAUAUCAUACAGUAUAUAAUAAUAUAAUAUCAUACAGUAUAUAAUAAUAUAAUAUCAUAUCAUACAGUAUAUAAUAAUAUACAGUAUAUAAUAUACAGUAUAUAAUAAUAAUAUAAUAUAUCAUACAGUAUAUAAUAAUAUCAUAUCAUACAGUAUAUAAUAAUAUAAUAUCAUACAGUAUAUAAUAAUAUAAUAUCAUACAGUAUAUAAUAAUAAUAUAAUAUACAGUAUAUAAUAAUAUAAUAUACAGUAUAUAAUAAUAUAAUAUAAUAUCAUACAGUAUAUAAUAAUAAUAUAAUAUCAUACAAUAUCUAAUAAUAUAAUAUCAUGCAAUAUCUAAUAAUAUAAUAUCAUACAGUAUAUAAUAAUAAUAUAAUAUCAUACAAUAUCUAAUAAUAUAAUAUCAUACAGUAUAUAAUAAUAUAAUAUAAUACAGUAUCUAAUAAUAAUAUAAUAUAAUACAGUAUAUAAUACAAUAUAUAAUAUAAUACAGUAUAUAAUAAUAUAAUAUCAUACAAUAUAUAAUAUAAUAUAAUAUAAUACAGUGCUGUCUGCUUUAUUAUAUAAUAUAAUACAAUAUAGAAUAUAAUAUAAUAAUAUCACACACAGUGCUGUCUGCUUUAUAAUAUGAUAUAAUAAUAUAUCACACAAUGCUGUCCGCAUUUUAAUAUAAUAUAAUAAUAUAUCACACAGUGCUGUCUGCUUUAUAAUACACUAUAUAAUAAUAUAAUAAUAUAUCACACAGUGCUGUCUGCUUUAUAAUAUAAUAAUAUAUCACACAUUACUGUCUGCUUUAUAAUAUAAUUUAAUAAUAUAUCACACAGUAUUGUCUGCUAUAUAAUAUAAUAAUAUAUCACACAGUGCUGUCUGCUUUAUAAUAUAAUAAUAUAUCACACAGUGCUGUCUGCUUUAUAAUAUAAUAUAAUACAAAAUAUAAUAAUAUAAUAUAAUACAUCACACAGUGCUGUCUGCUUUAUAAUAUAAUAAUAUAUCACACAGUGCUGUCUGCUUUAUAAUAUAAUAUAAUAAUAUAUCACAUAGUGCUGUCUGCUUUAUAAUAUAAUAAUAUAUUACACAGUGCUGUCUGCUUUAUAAUAUAAUAUAAUACAAUGUAUAAUAAUAUAAUAUAUCACACAGUGCUGUCUGCUUUAUAAUAUAAUAAUAUAUCACACAGUGCUGUCUGCUGUAUAAUAUAAUCUAAUAAUAUAUCACACAGUGCUGUCUGCUUUAUAAUAUAAUAAUAUAUCACACAGUGCUGUCUGCUUUAUAAUAUAAUAAUAUAUCACACAGUACUGUCUGCUUUAUAAUAUAAUAAUAUAUCACACAGUACUGUCUGCUUUAUAAUAUAAUAAUAUAAUAAUAUAUCACACAGUACUGUCUGCUUUAAUAAUAUAAUAUGAUAAUAUAUCACACAGUGCUGUCUGCUUUAUAAUAUAAUAUAAUAUAAUAAUAUAUCACACAGUGCUGUCUGCUUUAUAAGAUAAUAAUAUAUCAUACAGUGCUGUCUGCUUUAUAAUAUAAUAUAAUACAAUAUCACACAGUGCUGUCUGCUAUAUAAUAUAAUAUAUCACACAGUGCUGUCUGCUUUAAUAAUAUAAUAUAAUAAUAUAUCUAAUAUAUCACACAGUGCUGUCUUCUUUAAUUAUAUAAUAUAAUAAUAUAUAACGCACAGUGCUGUCCGCCAUAUAAUAUACCGGUAAUAAUAUAUCACACAGUGCUGUCUGCUAUAUAAUAUAAUAUAUCACACAGUGCUGUCUGCUUUAAUAAUAUAAUAUAAUAAUAUAUAUCACACAGUGCUGUCUUCUUUAAUAAUAUAAUAUAAUAAUAUAUUGCACAGUGCUGUCUGCUUUAUAAGAUAAUAUAUAUCACACAGUGCUGUCUUCUUUAAUAAUAUAAUAUAAAAAUAUAUCACACAGUGCUGUCUGCUUUAAUAAUAUAAUAUAACAAUAUAUAACACACAGUGCUGUCAGCUUUAUAAUCUAUAACACAGUGCUGUCUGUUGUAUUACAAUAAUAAUAUAGUAAUAACAAUAUAUAACACAUAGUAUAAAUAUUAUAUAAAUAUAAUGUCAUAAUAAUAACUUUUUUACACACCCAGUGUUGGCUGCUGGCCUUUAUAACAUUUUAUAUUAAAAUAUAUAUCUCACAAUAUAAUAAUAAAUAACACAGUCAGUGUUGGCCUUUGUAAAAACAAUAUUAUAAUAACAAUAUAUAAUGUCAUAAUAACAGAAUGUACAGUCUGGUGACAGACCUUACAUUUGCAAUUCCCAGGUUAAUUUCCAAUAAUUUACUUUAUUUUUAUUGUGAUUUGGAUUUCCAGGUAGUUCUGCAUUGCUUUCAGUAUAUUGAACCUUCAAAACAAGCAUGAACUGGGACACCAAGCUGGAUGGUAUUCUGAAUGCAACAGACAUCAAUAUGUCUAGAAUCAAGGUGAGUAUCUAGGGCCAUCAUUCUGUAUUUAUAAAGGGCCAGAAUAGGCUUCAAUGAGUACUUCUUGCACACAGGUGUGGUGACUUGGCACCAUGACAGAGUUAUUUAAAAUGUAUCAACUACACAGCAUCUGCCUUUAUUAAUAUAAACCCAUCCGGUAUUACUAACUGUAACCUACACAGUGCACCCGACGUGUGUAGGAGACUGGAGUGUCCCUUUAAUAAUAUAAACCCACCCAGUAUAACUAACUGUAACCCAACCUACACAGUGCACCUAACGUGUGAGGGAGCCUGGAAUGUCCCUUUAAUAAUAUAAACCCACCCAGUAUAACUAACCGGAACCUAACCUACACAGUGCAUCUAAUGUGUGAGGGAGCCUGGAAUGUCCCUUUAAUAAUAUAAACCCACCCAGUAUAACUAACUGUAACCUAACCUACACAGUGCACCUAACGUGUGUGGGAGCCUGGAGUGUCCCUUUAAUAAUAUAAACCCACCCAGUAUAACUAACUGUAACCUAACCUAUACAGUGCAUCUAACGUGUGUGGGAGCCUGGAGUUUCGCUUUAAUAAUAUAAACCCACCCAGUAUAACUAACUGUAACCUAACCUAUAUAGUGCACCUACCGUGUGUGGGAGCCUGGAGUGUCCCUUUAAUAAUAUAAACUCACCCAGUAUAACUAACCGGAACCUAACCUACACAGUGCAUCUAAUGUGUGAGGGAGCCUGGAAUGUCCCUUUAAUAAUAUAAACCCACCCAGUAUAACUAACCGGAACCUAACCUACACAGUGCAUCUAACGUGUGAGGGAGCCUGGAAUGUCCCUUUAAUAAUAUAAACCCACCCAGUAUAACUAACUGUAACCUAACCUACACAGUGCAUCUAACGUGUGUGGGAGCCUGGAGUGUCCCUUUAAUAAUAUAAACCCACCCAGUAUAACUAACUGUAACCUAACCUACACAGUGCAUCUAAUGUGUGUGGGAGCCUGGAGUGUCCCUUUAAUAAUAUAAACCCACCCAGUAUAACUAACUGUAACCUAACCUACACAGUGCAUCUAAUGUGUGUGGGAGCCUGGAAUGUCCCUUUAAUAAUAUAAACCCACCCAGUAUAACUAACUGUAACCUAACCUACACAGUGCAUCUAACGUGUGUGUGAGCCUGGAUUGUUCCUUUAAUAAUAUAAACCCACCCAAUAUAACUAACUGUAACCUAACCUACACAGUGCAUCUAACGUGUGUGGGAGCCUGGAGUGUCCCUUUAAUAAUAUAAACCCACCCAGUAUAACUAACUGUAACCUAACCUACACAGUGCACCUAACGUGUGUGGGAGCCUGGAAUGACCCUUUAAUAAUAUAAACCCACCCAGUAUAACUAACUGUAACCUAACCUACACAGUGCAUCUAACGUGUGUGGGAGCCUGGAGUGUCCCUUUAAUAAUAUAAACCCACCCAGUAUAACUAACUGUAACCUAACCUACACAGUGCAUCUAACAUGUGUGGGAGCAUGGAGUGUCCCUUUAAUAAUAUAAACCCACACAGUAUAACUAACUGUAACCUAACCUACACAGUACAUCUAACGUGUGUGGGAGCCUGGAGUAUCCCUUUAAUAAUAUAAACCCACCCAGUAUAACUAACUGUAACCUAACCCACACAGUGCACCUAACGUGUGUGGGAGCAUGGAGUGUCCCUUUAAUAAUAUAAACCCACCCAGUAUAACUAACUGUAACCUAACCUACACAGUGCACCUAACGUGUGUGGGAGCCUGGAGUGUCACUUUAAUAAUAUAAACCCACCCAGUAUAACUAACUGUAACCUAACCUACACAGUGCACCUAACGUGUGUGGGAGCCUGGAGUGUCCCUUUAAUAAUAUAAACGCACCCAGUAUAACUAACUGUAGCCUAACCUACACAGUGCAUCUAACGUGUGUGGGAGCCUGGAGUGUCCCUUUAAUAAUAUAAACCCACCCAGUAUAACUGACUGUAGCCUAACCUACACAGUGCAUCUAACGUGUGUGGGAGCCUGGAGUGUCCCUUUAAUAAUAUAAACCCACCCGGUAUAACUAACUGUAACCUAACCUACACAGUGCAUCUAGCGUGUGUGGGAGCCUGGAGUGUCUCUUUAAUAAUAUAAACCCACCCAGUAUAACUAACUGUAACCUAACCUACACAGUGCAUCUAACGUGUGUGGGAGCCUGGAGUGUCCCUUUAAUAAUAUAAACCCACCCAGUAUAACUAACCGUGCAACCUAACCUACACAGUGCAUCUAAUGUGUGAGGGAGCCUGGAAUGUCCCUUUAAUAAUAUAAACCCACUCAGUAUAACUAACUGUAACCUAACCUACACAGUGCAUCUAACGUGUGUGGGAGCCUGGAGUGUCCCUUUAAUAAUAUAAACCCACCCGGUAUAACUAACUGUAACCUAACCUACACAGUGCAUCUAACGUGUGUGGGAGCCUGGGAAUUGGGUGAUUCCGUGGUUUUGACACAAUAUGAUUGGCAGAUGCGAUGUUGUUUGUACAGAAAUAUUAUUUCACAACACCAUGUUUUUCUCUCUCCCCUAGAAGCACAUCCCUUUAUUACUAUGCUUUUAUUCACAGGAGCGCUUGUACGCCCGAGGGGAACUUACCAGAGGUAAAUUGCUCUCAUAUUUCUUCGAAAUAUUUUAUAUAAAGUUAAAUGUACACUGCAUAGUAUUUAAAAUGAGAAUAUAUAGAAAGAAACAAACUCACAGGCUUACUGCGCCAGUGGCCUCCGCCUUCUUCCUUGCCGAGCUGGGCAUCAUCCUACGAAAGGCUCCUGACCCUGUUGCGAAGGGCCGCUGGGACGUGCAGAAUAUUGUCCCCUCUGUGCCCCGCAUGGGAGUGGACACCGGCUGAAUCAGACCUGACUCUUUUCUUUAGUUUUUACUGCGGACCAAAAGCCAGUCUUCAGAUGGCAUUUAACGCGGUUCUAAUGUUAUCACUGUUAUAUAUAUCUGUCACGUUACUAGAUGCAGACAUUUAAUUUUUCUUGUUUUAUAUAUCCUCGACUAAUGGAUCCACAUACUACCACACAGACGUCAGGGCUCCAGACACACACUAUUCCCCCCUAUAAUGCUCAGGGGUAAUUGGGCACUGUUAAUGCUCCGACCGAAUCCGGGGUACGGCCAGCUGUUGCAAAACGCAUUUACAAACACCAAUAUUUGGCUCCUCUCACCACACAAUUGGUCUCCAUGGCCAUUUAAAUACACAUGCCUCUCUCAGGGCUAGACACUUUUUAGGUCCCACACGUAGGUCCCUAGAACACACCACAGGACCUUAUUCAGGAGUGUUGUCUAUAACCGGACUGUACUAUUUUCACCAUCAUUUCCAUAUAUAUAUAAAAUUACUUAAAUGACAGUACUAUGUGGUGCAUUGUAUUCAUGUUUUACAUUUUUAUUGACUUCACCCUACUGUCAUUCUCUAUGCUUAACGUGAAUAUGACAAAUUUUAAAUAAAGAAUGUAAAACAGUUUUUUUUUAAAAGCCCAGCACUUCUUUAAUCAAUUCGUCUUCGCAUUGUCCUGGUUAUUGUUAAAGUCCUUUGUUUAUAGAUCCUGUGUAAAGGAGACAUGAUAACAUCAUAAUAUGAAGUAUUAACCUAAGGUCUGUUUGUCUUUCUACUAGUUUCCACGUCUCUGUCACAUUUAGCUGUGUUAUUAUUUCACAGCUAAAUGUGACAGACAUACUUUACUGACAGACUGACUAUUAACCAUGUUUAACCCUUUAUUUUCUGAACAAUUUCUAGCUGAUGUCCAGUUUGAUCUGCCACAAGAAAAGUCCACUCUUUAUGAAGAACCUCCCUCUAAACCUUCUUCACCAUAUGUUUCAUACACAAAUGGCUUUAGCCGAGUAUCCCCGUCUGAGGACAGGGUGACCGUGAGCAGCCAGCUUCUAUCGCAGGCUAAGGUAAGUGUCUAGUCUGCCAUAUAUAGUAUAGGAACAGACUAGUGAUGUCAUGGGCCACACUGACACCAAUAUUUCCAAGGGCCAUUGCAGCUUUGCAUGACUGCAGACCAUAUCACUAUGUUGCAGUGUCCCAGGUAUAAGACGGCCCCUCACAGCUGUCAGUCAGUUGGACUCUCAUAGUUUUCCUUUAUUCUGUUAGGGUCGAAGUUGUACCUUUACACAAAUCUGCCAGUUCGAUCAAGACCGGUAAAAAUAACCUCUAAAAAGCUGCACAGAAUAUUGAAAUACAGAUAGGGCAACAAUUCUUAAAAGAUACCAUAGGUACUUUCUAGAGUACACUUUUUUCUUCUUCUUCUAAAUCUGUUUUUGUUUAUUAUUAUCCCUGUAUGAUUUCAUUUCCUACUUUAGUCCGAAGGCCGAAAGGGAAACGCCCUUAAGUCAACACAAUCAAAAACAUUAGGAAUAGUAUUUGUUUUGACUUUUAUUUUUUGUACGUUAGUAUUUCUCAAUGCAGGCCGUUAAACCAGCACAUCGUUUAAAGGAACACGUUAGCUUUAAAAAUAAAUAUAUGUAAUUUUAAUGCCAGUGUUCCUUAGGUUUUUGGUUAUCAAUCCUCUGCUUCAAUGAGAAUCAUUGGCUGUGUCAAAACGCCAAACUGGAGACCUGGGAGAAAGUGUCUGCCUGUGUUAUAAUCGCACAAGAAACCAAUUCACAACAGCCUAACGCGUUUAGUGGGUAAAUGGACCCAGUUCAUCCAUUCACCCAUUCUGCUGGCAAUCACAGGGCUUCAAGCAUAGAAAGAGGGGACUCAAACAGAGAAACAUUAUUAAGGAGCUGUGUUCCUGAUGGGCAAGAUUUUACUGCCUCUAUAUCCAGUGGAACUUUGGAAUAUACAUAUCCAGUGGAUUAUUUGUCUAGUUAUUUAACAGCUCUAGAGUGUAGUUCAAAUGUGUAACUAUAAACACUGUGUUGCUUUGCAUUCGUAAUACAGUACAUGCAUCACAUGUUUAUAUUUUGAUUUGCACAAUAUAUGUGGACUUGAUCUGUAUUAUCAAAGCUCUAACCUCUUGUUGGGUUUUCUUCAUUGGAGAAUCUGUGUAGAUCUUUAGUAGAUUUACCCCAUUGGGUUUGUGUAUAUGUUUAUGCCAUGUGUUUCCUCCUUUAGAUGAUCUCCUCCUUACAUCAGGCAAUAGGCAGGCUGGAGCGAGACCGCGACCACCAGGAGCAGAGAAUCCAGGGCCUGGAAGGUAAAAGACUUGUGUGCCCAUCACCAGCCAUAGAAACAAAGUCUUCAGUAAAACAUGCCAUUUGGGAUUAUUGUAAAUGCUAACCUUGCACCUCUGAAAAGGCAUUAUGGGAAAUGUAGUUCACAAAGGUUAGCCAUCACUGCAGUGAAGUUAGCGAAAACCCUUUGGAUACUGAUAGUGUCUUGCCGUAUAAUGCUGACAUCAGGUGGCCACUGGGGAGCAGUGCAGUUGGAUGUCUGUUAAUAAUUAAUAGCAAUCAAAUUAUCCAAGCGAAUAACAUUUCUAGCUAUAUUUAGAAUAUCUCACUAUCGCUGCAGAUAUAGCAGAACUCAGAAUGUAGCUCAUUCAUUCUCAACCUUAGCCGCGUUUCUCUGGAAUAGUGGAGAUUUGAAGAGGUGAUUUCCCAAAUUCUCCAACUCUGUCUGAAAUAUGAAUUCCCUAAAUAAAAAAGUGUUUAAAGGGUUAUUCCAACCAAAAAUGGUGUUUUCGUGGUUAGCGUAUUCACAAUAACCACCGUGAAGGCUUGUUGUGGUAUGGCUAAUGAUGUGUUCAUAGGUGGUUGCUGAUUUGGGAUGUCGUCACGUGUUUUUAUUAUAUGGAUUUAUAUUUUAUAGCUGAAGUACGCCAUCUGCGAGGGGCACAGGUUGACCCACAUGGGGCUGAUUUGGAGAGAAAGAUGGAGAGACUAAAACAAGAGCUGUCCAAUGAAUUACGCCACCUGCAAGACAGAGGACGGGACUCUCCAACAAGAGACACGAGUUCUGCGCUGCGUUCUACGGCCAGCAUCAUACAGGAAGUCAAUGAGAAGUAAGUGACUAUACGCCGUGUGUGUAACUUGGUCAGAGCGUUAUCCUUCAUCCUGGCCACUUAGCGCAGCUAAAAUUGCUUAAAUUAAGGGUACGUGGUAUGCAAGUGUAGAAAAUGUCAUUCUUGUGUUGUGCGAUCAGUUAGCAAAUUGCAAGUUCACAGAUCAAGAGUUAUGGAUCUGGUUACAUCUCUAGCGUUUAAAAAUGAAAAUCCAGCGCGCUCGCUUAUCUACUAAACAGUCAUUUUAAUGCUGAACAAUUUUCAGUUUUAUUAAAAAAACACCUAAUCUAGGCAAAAAAAUAUAAUGGGGGUUUAUUUACAGUAUAUGAUCAUACAUUGCAUAAGCCUGCCACAACGCCAAUGUACCCCAUCUUUGGCAGGUCCUACUCUGUCUGCUAAAUGAGCUUCUCACUUGGGGAAAUCCUUCCAUCUCGAGGUCUCUGCAGUACAAUGCUUAAAUAGGAUCCUGAGAUGAGGCACCUGUAACAGGGAGGGGUGCAAAACCCAUGGAGCUGGCUAGACUCCUAAAUAUAUACAUAUAUGAGAAAAUAAGGGUUUGGCUGCAUUCACCUACACAUGCUAAAUUAGGGUGCUGCUGGGGGCCAAUAAAUACAGUAAAAAUGAAAAUCCAGUGCAUUCGCUUAUCUACUAAACAGUCAUUUUAAUGCUGAACAAUUUUCAGUUUUAUUAAAAAAACACCUAAUCUAGGCAAAAAAAUAUAAUGGGGGUUUACAUCUCUAGCGUUUGACAUGUGUCGCUCACAGUACAGUACGAUCUCAGGCUAAGCUUUGUGACAUUGCUUGCAGUUACAUAUCCUUGUCAAGGAAAAAGGCAAAAUGAUUAAAUCUAUUCUGUUAUUUUAAAAAAGCCAUUGCUUUGUUAGAAAGCUUGUUGGUGUUUUUCCACUGUCCUUUUAGGUUUCUUUUCUUGUACUUUAAAAUUCCAUUAACAUUUAAUUAUAAAAAAAAGAAAGAAUAUCUGUAUAUUAAAUGAUGUCUAAUUUAACGAUGCAGAUAACCGUAACGACGAGGAAUGCACCAAUAACACAAUUAGACUUUAGAGGAUCAUGGAUAUUGAAAUUAAGAAAUCACUAGCCUUCAUUUUCAAACCCUCCCACCUACCUGACCACCAACUUUUACACCUUACAUCCCAGCCAAUGCUCGCUAUUUUGCCACCAUCCAUUACUUAUCAGAAUUGUGUGCUCCCUCUGCCUGCAGCAUUUUGUGUCCGCUGAUUUUUUAAAGCAACUGAUGGUACCAAAAAGUGAGCGUUGGAUGGGAUAACUCACAGGGGUAUAAAGAUGGCUGUCACUAAGAGGGAGUGGGAAAGGAAGGCAAAUGAUCUCUUUAAAAAAAAAAAAAUCUAUAUAAAUUAAAAUAUAUAUAUUUUUAAAAAUGGCAUUUUAUGAUAUGAAGAUCAUAUUAAGUUAUCACAUUUUUUUAUUAGAGUUAAUCUUUAAUGUGAGCAUUUUUACUUUUUAUUUAUUUAUUUUAGCAAAAGAAUCCUUUGGAAGGAGUAUGAGAGUCUGCGCAGAGACAUGGACUAUCUCCACCAACGUCUCCGUAAGUGUCACCAUUUACAGAGGAAUCCAUCUUAUUAGUGGGUAUCAGGCAUUUAGCUUCGAGCCCUGAAGCUGGUAAAGGACUAGGAGCAGCUGAGUUAUGUUUUGGUGGUUAUGUUGCAGAUGAGUUUUAUGUUAUUUACUGUUAGUAGACGUUGAAUAACAUUUAGCUGUUUCUCUGUCAGGUCGUCAGGAGGAUGAUUUGCUGCGCCAGUUGUCAGAAAGUCAGGAUGUGAAGAGAGCUCAAGAAAGGAAUGCUAAGGUGGGUGUGCAAAGAUGUCAGUCUUUACCAGUAAAUUAAAUGGCGGUAAUGGCACGUUCUGAUUGCUAACCUCAGCCUCCAUUUAAUAUUUUUGGAAAAACUUUUAAAAAUAAGAUAAAAUAUUUUGAUAUAUGUGAUAUAUAUUUUUAUAUAUUUUUUUCAAAUAUUGAAAAGCUUAUGCAACAUGAUUAAAUUAAGAACUAAGCUUUCCGUUAGUCGUGCGUAAAAAAAAAAAAACAUUUCAAAUCUAAUUCUGUCCAGGUACAACCUGGCAUUCAGUGCGAAUGAAUUGGGUCCCAUAAUUCAGUACUCACACCUAUAAUAUUAUCAGUAUAGUAAAGUAAUGCCCAGCACAGCAGGAUCAUGGUAAGUGUAUUUGUGUUUACCUCUGCUGGUUCAGAAUUAUUUGCUAGAGCUGAGUUCGCACUGAUCUGUUGCCAGUUUCCCUUUAAACAGCCUCAAUCUUCUCUAAUUAGACUGUGAGAUCAGUGCGCUUCCUGACUGUAAAUAUUAACUGCAUUUUUCAUUCACGAUUACCAUAGAUUACCAUACACUGGAUUCAUCCAUUUUUGUAUUUGAUUUAGAUGCUGGAGGGACUCCUAAGCACCCAGCAGACUCACACAAUGGAUGUAAACCGAACAAGGAUGGACACACAAGGAGUGCAAAGAGACCUGCUGCAGAUCAGGUAAAAGUAGCCAAAAAAAAUCUCUUAACAGUAAUAACUAAACUAGAAAAAUAUUCAACUCCACUAAAGCAAUACCUCGGCUGUCUACUUUUAAUUUUUUUGUAACUUUUUAAAACUUUUUAUCCUUAACUAGCCCUACACUAAAUUUUCCAGUUUCCCACUAACUUCCACCUACCUCCGCUAACUAAAUCCACAAUUUAAAAAUAUUGGGGGAAAAAUUAAAUACAUUUUAAUCUUUGAGGGUAAAACUACUGUGAUCUGUAUUCUAAUCACUGCAAGCAGUGAUCAAAGGGUAGGGAAAGCGUUAAUUGCUUUAAAAGAAUAGGGCUAAAGGGGACACUUUCAAACAAAUUUCUUCACACUGGGACACAAAGUAGCUGUUUUGCACUUCACAACAAGGUGGAGGAAUGCAGAUCAGGCGCCCAGGCACCGGGGUGCCCAGAACAGCAUUUUGUCCAAACGUGGCGAUCUGACGUUAAUUUUAGUACAUGCCAGAAAUUUUCCAUCAUACGUCCUUAAGGAUAGGAUCCACAUGACGAAACAUUGCUGGCCAACGUUUUGAAGUGGUUAAAGUCGCUCUGUAGGCAACCAGAUGACUUCAUCUCAGUGUUGUAACAGUAAUGUAUUGUAGAACAGUGGUGUUAAAUGGAUUAUUGAAGCACCACAACUACUGCUGCUUGUUUUAGAGAUUAUAGCGCAAGGACUCUGUAUGAAUUCUUCUUAAAAUCCAACCUAUACAGAGAUAUUUUAAUAUAUUUACCAGGGUUUAACUCCAGCCCUGACUGCUGCUAUCUCUCAGCACAGAACCAGACUUCUGGUCUGGCUUUGCAGAAUUUGUGCACCAGGAACAUUCAUUGUUAACACACAUAGUAUGAUGACCGUGAACACAGACUUUGCACUCACCUGCCCAGGCUAUGUAGGAUAUCUUUCAGACUUGCAAUAAAUUUGGGCAGAGACCAGAGGUUUUUAUACAGACAAUCCUCAUUUUAUAUAGUCUUAACUUUAAUCAGUACCUGCUAGUUAGCGUUGGACUAGCUGUCUCUGGCGGUGCAGAACCAGUGGCAGACAUUGGGGUUAGAAUUUAAGAAGCUGAUGGAUCUACAUCAGGACAGUAAUAUCCAAAUUCAUGGAGCACAGAGAGGGUAGGCCUGCGGUCCAUGCUUUGUUGUGCUAUGAAGUGAUAGAGGGCCAGGCCCCAGGCUUUUCCAUCUUUUUCCAAGAUUUUGAAAGCUUCAACAGGAUUCUCAGCUGCUUUCUGGGAUCCAAGUGUUAGGGAAAUUAGUGAGAUUGUUAUAUACUGCGAGUUCAUUACACUGUACUUUACCUUAAAGGGACACUAUAGUCAUGAAAACAACUUUACCUUAAAGGGACACUAUAGUCACGAAAACAACUUUACCUUAAGGGGACAUUAAGGUCACGAAAACAACUUUACCUUGAGGGGUCACUAUAGUCACCAGAACCACUACUGCUUAAUGUAGUUGUUCUGGUGAGUAUAGUCAGUCCUUGCAGGUUUUUCAAUGUAAACAUUGUUGCCUAGGGACACCUCUAGAUGCAGUCGCUCAGACGGCCACUAGAGGUGCUUCCUGUGUCAGUGUCCAGUGUGCAGCGCCUACGUACAGUGUAUCCACACUGCAUGGAGGCGCUGAACACUGCCUAUAGAGAUGCAUCAUCUCUAUGAAGAGAUGUUGAUUGGAGCAGCAGUGCUUUUGUCGCACAUAGCCUCCCAAUGCUUUCUUAUUGGAUUGGCUGAGAUCAUCAAACUGGAUUUUCCCAGCCAUGGAGACGGGGUCAGGCACAGCAAGGCAGAUACGACGUGCGAAAGGGUAAGUAAAAUCACCUUUUCAGAGAGAUCUAAGGGGGACUGGAAACCUAAAAUCCACACAAGCACUACAGUGUCCCUUUAAUGAAGACGUUUUGGUGUAUAGAUCAUGACUCUGCUGUCUCACUGCUGAAUUAUCUGCCAUUUAGGAGUUAAAUCACUUUUGUUUCUGUUUAUGAAGCCCUAGUCACACCUCUCCUUGGUGUGACUGACACAGCCUGCAUGAAAAUAAAUAGUUUCAUUUUUAAUCAGAUGGUAAUUUACUUCAGAAGUUUUUUUUUUAAUCUCCUAAACUGUACAUUGAACUUUAAUUACGUACACGAGGCUCCUGCAAGGUCUAGAAGGCUUCAAAAGUGCAGAAGAUAAGAAAUUCUAAAUUAAACAGAAUUUGCAAUAAAGAAAGUAUAAACAUUAGAUGACUCUUUACAAGAAGUUUUUAGGAAGGCUGUGUAAGUCACAUGCAAGGAGGUGUGACUAGGGUACUGGUCCUGGGUUGCUUCUACUGCAUUGACAGAAGCUUUAAAGACGCUUUUUGACUCUGUUUAUAAUUUUCAGGUCAUCGAUCAGUGAGUUAAAGGAAGAUAUGCAAAUUCUAGAGGGAAAGGUGUACAGACAUUCUGCCAGGAGCGACCGAGGUGGUAAGAGAAUCUAACCACCAUGUUUGUCACACUGGGCACUGCAGAUGACUGUGGAUGACACCUAACGGCUGGCUGAGUGUUAUUUGAAUCGCAGCCCACACGGUUUUGCAGUCUGCAUAGCUUUACCAUCAUCAUUUCACUUUGGCCAAAUCCGAUCCACAAUCUGUAAUUCCUUGAAAAUUUAAACAUACCAUUCCUGAAAGCAAACCCCAUCCUGUAUUUAACGUCUAAUAAUUAAAAUAAUAGCAUCAUUUAUUCAAUAACGUGGCAUUUAAAGGGACUCACGUUAGCUAGCAAAUUCCAGAGCAAUGUCUCAAUCGCGGCUCCGGGUGAUUGAUUCAACCUAUCGAUUUGUGAGGUGUUAGAACAGAACUCCCUUUGACAAUAUUAUAUUCCUUUAACAAGUUUCUCAUUUCUGGGUGACCAAUAGUUUUAAAGCAAACUCUUACUUAAUUUUUGUUGCCUAACAAAGUGCUCUGGAUAUAAAUUAUAUUCCUGAUCAGUGAAUGUAUCUGCCAAAACAGGAAAGCCAGUGACGCGGAAGAAGAAACCUGUAAAAUCUCAGUCUCCUUCUUCUUCUGAGGAUUCAUCAUCUCAGGUCAGCCUGGCAGACAUUAGCUCAGAGGACACGUCGUACAGUCUGGGAAUCCCACCUGCGUCACGUGGUAGGUCCAUCCCGCUACACUAUCACAUUAAUGGUAACGUUCGGAAAUGAUGAGGGCCAAACAAUUCUUUCAUGAUUUACAAUUUCAAAUCUACCACUUUUGUCCUAAAAUGUAUUGAUAUUUUCUCAAGAUAUGUCUGUCUUUAUUGAUCAAAUCCCACCAUUAGUAGCAGCCAGACAUUGCGGCCUCCACCUAUUUUGUGAAAAGUUUUGGAUAUAAAUUAGAUAUACACCCGCCCAGAGGUAAUCUUGCCACCCACGUGUUUGGCAGAUGGCAGGUCAGAAUUAAAAUAAACAAUAUUAAAUCAGAAGGCAUAUUCUAAAUAGGAUAAAGCAGACCGCUCUCCUUUAUAAACCAUUGCCAAAAUCAAACGCACGUAAAACCAGUCAGCAUGUCAACUUGUCAUGUCCUGAUUUCUGCCUCCAGUAUAAUGUUACUGAUUUAAAGAGAUACCGCUAAUUAGGACAAGGUCCGGUGCAUUCUGGGAAGAACUCUACCCAGUGUGAAUUGUAUGAUUAAAAAAAUAAUUAAAUUGUUGAUCUAGAUUUAAAGAAAUAUUAAUAUAACUGGAUUUCUUGCUGUGCUGAUUAAUAUUAUAUAAUGUUUUUCAGGUCAUAGGCCCAAUAACCAAUGCUUAAAUGUAUCCAUAAUUAUUAUUACUGCCAUCUGUACCUAUAAUGAUGGAGGUGUAAUAAAUAUUUGUUGAGAUGUAAUAAUUUAAUCUACCAAUCUGCCUUGUCAACAGGUUCUAAUGAAAAGUCGAGUACUAGCCACGGGGUCGGCAGCCGAAACAAGACAACCAGUAUCCCGAAUGGGGAUGGCCUUAGCGAUGACCUUGAUGGCCUCUCUGACAGCCCUCCCGAACUCAAUUUCAGUGACCUCUGACCUUUCUGUGAUGCCACCAUACUGGGACAAUUAUCGUUUGAAUAUUUACUUACCCAGCAGACUACAAUAAGUAGCAUCUUCCAGGCGCAAUGCAAACCAAAGACCGUACAUUGUAUUUCAUUAUCGGAUGUAUAUUGAAUGUUAACUGUUACAGCAACAAUCACCCAGAACAGGACUUUUUUUUUCUUUCUUUUUUUUAUAUUAUCAAGAAAAAAAAAAGAUUUUUAUACAUUUAUUUUAUUUAAUGACUAGGACUGGAUGAGCAGCACAUUGACAGACCCAAAGGAACAAAGUAGCCGUCUGCUUUAAUUCUGUAGCUGAGUGUGGCUUAAAUGGCUUAUAAAAAGUGCAGAUCUAAUUAUGGCCAUGUCCACAUCGGGUAAAGACUGAAUCACUGUGCUCACAUUUGCACCAAUUGUAGUGAACCAUCGUCGCUCGUUUUCCCACAACGUGUUUUCAGUCCGCUGUCUAGGACUGUCUGCUGCUGCUAUGUAUGAGAUAUAAGAACACGUUCUCCUUUUAUAUAUAAUGCCAUAAAUACAAUUUUUUUUUUAUUUAGUCCAAAUGUGAUUUGAAAUCUUUUUUUCCUUUGUGCAUUUAGAUCAUAUUGUGCCAAACUGCCUCCACUCUUAACAGAAUAUAUUCUAUGUGGAUCAUAAUCAUUAUUAAAGAAAACCUCCAGGCACCAUAACCACUACAGCUUGCCCCCUGCCUCUUAUUGGCCUUCAAGAAAGCCAGAAGUUCCCGCUUAAGGGUUUCUUUAGGCAUCCAGAGCUAAGCCCAACACAUUGGGUGAAAGCAUGACCUUAUCACUCUUGGCCAAGAAGCUAAGCUCUGCAUUACCAGGAUUAUUUCCUGACAGAGAACUUCUGGCUGAGAGGAGGCAGGGAGUGGCACCCGGCGAACCCCAGGUAAGAAAUUCAUCUGUAACUAAACGGUCUGACUGAUUACAAAGGGGGUGCACCCAGGGCCGGACUGGGAAUGAGAAGCAGCCCUGGAAAAUAAUUCUAUACCAGCCCUAUAAUGCAUUGCGCCAGCAUAGUGGGCAGAUAUGGAAGCGGGAAAAAUACCUUAAAACUAUCACUUAAACGUGAAAGAAAGCGCUCAAUAAACAAAAGAGCGGAUUUGUUGUUAGCAGACGUGCAUUUGCAUAUAAUCAAUGUUUCAG